AUGUACCAAGAUCCAAGCAACGCGUUUUCAAGACACCAACCAAACACCUCGGCAGAAUCCCUCUCCGAUAGCAUUCAAUGGUUCCGCGAUGAUGAGAAUAAUGGUUGGUUCUGGCCGCUCAACUUGGAUCCAAAUUUGCAUCACGACAAUGACGGCUCUUCCAAUGGCGAGGGCCUGCCCGGCCAGUCCCUGACCGAAGCUACCGGACACCCUUUCGGUCCCGAUCACUCCUCUCGAAGGCGAGACCGCCAUCACAUCAGCCAGAGCGACAAGACCCUUGGGCCGAAAAUCGGCCGUCGACUGUCGCUGGAUGCCGUCCGUGUGCUCAAGCAAUGGCUGUCAGCUCAUCAAGGCCACCCGUAUCCCUCCGAGACAGACAAGUCCUUUCUCCAAGCCUCCACCGGGCUGAGCAUGGCCCAGAUCACCAACUGGUUCGCCAAUGCCCGGCGGCGCGGCAAGUUCCAGCCAUCAUCCCAUGACACGGCUCGAUUUCAGGACCAAAACGAUACCCAACGAGAUGGAUCGGACCCCGUGACGAUCCCACCGCGGCGCCCGACGCCGGCGCCGACAAUGGCGUCGCCGCUGGAGAGGUGGGUUGGCUCGCCGCCCGAGAGCGAACCCGCCUCUCCAGAUGACAUUGCGCGUGCUCUGGCAUCAAGUAGCGCCGAUUCGACAACCUUCGACAUGCUCGGGAUGCCGGAUUUCCUCAAGUACGGAGACGGUUCCUCCAGCAGUCUCGGAACAUCCAGCAACGCCUCCAUCUACUCCCCUGACUCGUUCCUGUCGGGGACGUCGCAUGUCAGACGGUCUCGGCGCCGAAGAUCGCACGACCAGAGCAAGACGUCCCGCAACAAGGGGACGCGUCUCGUCAAACAUCGUAACAUCUUUGAGUGCACCUUUUGCACCGAAACCUUCAAGACGAAGUACGCAUGGCAACGCCACGAGAACUCGCUGCACUUGUCCCUGGAACAAUGGGUGUGCGCGCCCCAUGGAGCGAUAGAAGGCACGGAAGGGGACUCUUGGUGUGCGUUUUGCGGCGUGCCGGAUCCCAACGAUGCCCACAUCGUCUCCCAUAACUAUGACAUCUGCCGAUCGCGCCCUCUGCGAGAGAGAACGUUCAGCCGGAAAGACCACCUCGCCCAGCACCUUCGACUCGUCCACAACAUGACAAAGACGGACGGCUUGCACAGAGAUUUGUCACAGUGGAAGGCCUCAUCGCCGGAAAUACGUUCCACAUGCGGAUUCUGCGGCAUGAGCUUGCAGACUUGGGAGAUCAGGGCCGGUCAUUUGGCAGAUCACUUCAAGAUGGGGCAUACCAUGGGAGACUGGAAGGGCGACUGGGGUUUCGAACCUGAUAUUGCCGCUCGGGUUGAGAAUUCAAUUCCUCCAUAUAUCAUCGGAACCGAGCGGAAUACCCCGAUGCCAUUCCGUGCAAGCGCGACCCCUUUCGAGUCGCCUAGAAACGCGUAUGAGCUCCUUAGCCUCGAGCUAAUGCACUUCAUCGACGUAACAUACUCCGACACAAAGACCUUUCCCACCUCGACGCAGAUCCAUCUUGACGCGUGCCGCAUCAUCUUCACCUCGGAAUGCAACCAUCACGAGUCCCCCGAGCCCUCCUGGCUGCGAGAUCUGAUCAUAUCAGAUCCGGAUAUUGCUAUGGAAGCUCGCCUAAGACCACUUCGCAAAUUUGCCGAGUCUCAUUUCCGCUCUAAUGGAGGUGUUGUUCCGGUAACUCACCAUGAGCUGCAACAAGAGGCCACACGCAUUGUUCAGAGACAAGAGGACAGCUCGAGAAUUCUUUGCAUCAACAUGACGAACUGGAUGAUUGGUAUGAUCAACACCACUACUGGGUGGUUAGACAGCUUCUGCGAGAGGGCUGGCGUGUCGUUCUCUCCUGUUCCCGUCAGUAUUGCCCACGUGCAAGAACCCGAAGACAAUGCCGGGGCAACGAAAGCCAUAUUCGAUCAGUAUCAAAAUCUUGAAGAGAGAUUAGUGGACCACGUCGAAAUUUUACGCGCUCAUGGCGUCAAACCCGACGAGACAACACUGCGCAAGAAGGCCAACGAGCUCAUCAUGAAAUCCGAGAACCAAGAAUGGAAAGAGAUAGCCAUUGGGAACGAGAAAUGGUUCGAUAGCUUCCAAAGACGAUACCUGAAACAGACGGAAGACCCCACGGCGACCAAUGCCCCGGUCUCCCGGGAAUCAGCUUAUACCCAGGGACUGGAACGAAGAACGGGGUGGAAGGGGACCAUGUCUUGUUAG
Molecule: messenger RNA, 2262 nt
Organism: Colletotrichum karsti
Lineage: Eukaryota; Fungi; Ascomycota; Sordariomycetes; Glomerellales; Glomerellaceae
Product: Homeobox protein-like protein
Exons: 3
Coding region: 1-2262 (753 amino acids)
Biological process (GO): regulation of transcription by RNA polymerase II
Molecular function (GO): RNA polymerase II cis-regulatory region sequence-specific DNA binding; DNA-binding transcription factor activity, RNA polymerase II-specific
Source: RefSeq, a predicted model, not a curated record